Ostreococcus tauri is the source of this 975-nucleotide messenger RNA. Its product is annotated as Oxoglutarate/iron-dependent dioxygenase. The transcript has a single exon. Bases 1 to 975 code for a protein of 324 amino acids. The record is from RefSeq and is a predicted model, not a curated record. Lineage: Eukaryota; Viridiplantae; Chlorophyta; Mamiellophyceae; Mamiellales; Bathycoccaceae.
AUGGACGACGACGACGCGCCGAGCGUGGAGAUCGCGGCGCGGGCGACGCACUGGGUCGUCGAGCGUGAUUUCUUACCCGGCGCGUUGGCGCGCGCGGUGCGAGGGAGAUACGAUGACGUGUUCGAGGACGCGACGCGGGCGCGCGGGGAGCGAUUCUGUUGGGACCUCUGGCACGUCCCGAAGCAGUACACGCUGUUGCGAACGCCCGCGGAGGAUUUCUUCGGCGAAGAGUUACACGGGGCGUUGGAGGAGACGCUGAUGACGUACGCGAGGGAGAGGUUGGGAUGCGCGUCGAUGACGCCGAUGUGGAUGUCGUGUUACGUCCACGGGAUGCGGCAGGAGUUGCACGCGGACGUGCCGCACGGACCGUUCGCGUUCGUGUUGAGUCUGACCAGGGAGAGCGGCGCCGACGGAGGGUUUACGUUUUCGGGCGGAGAGACGCAGAUCAUGCGCCCCGAGCGGUUGAAUUAUUGGCGGAAUUUCGACUCGAGCGAGGUGGUGGAGCGGGCGCAAAUCAUGGAGACGAUUUCGCCGCGCUUUAACCAGCUCGUGGUUUUUGAUCCGAGACUCCCGCACGGCGUUACUGAGGUUUUUGGCACGCAAGACAUUCGAGAUGGGCGAUUGGUGUUACACGGAUGGUUCAAAGACCCCGAGCCGUCGUUCUCGGGCGCUUUGUCGGAGGAGGACGCGGCGGAGACGCUCGAGACGGCGCUCGCCGAGCUCUACGCUCGCUUAGUAGAGCUCCCGCGCGCGAGCGGCAUGGUGUGCGCUCGAAUUACAAUCACCCCGAGCGGCGAUGUGGACGAUCUGACGUGGACGUGCGAUACCCUGACGCCGAUUCCGUUACCGGAGCUUCCGUCAGAGACGGACAUUCGCGACGCAAUCAUGCUCGACAUCGCGUCGGCGUUACUCGAGCUCAAAUUCCCCCCACGAGACGGAUCAUCCGUCAUAAUCCUUCCAUUUUGCUUCGAGUGA